Molecule: messenger RNA, 1590 nt
Organism: Aureobasidium melanogenum CBS 110374
Lineage: Eukaryota; Fungi; Ascomycota; Dothideomycetes; Dothideales; Saccotheciaceae
Product: ATP-dependent protease-like protein
Exons: 1
Coding region: 1-1590 (529 amino acids)
Source: RefSeq, a predicted model, not a curated record
AUGGACACCAAUGAACUCGCCAUGGAGGACAUCCAGCGAGCCUCUGCCCUGACCGCCCACCAAGAUGCCCGCGCCCUCAUUCGUCUGAUCCAGUGCCCGCAGUGCUCAAAACCUUACACCAGCCCCGUCACCCUUCCUUGCGGCAACUCGCUAUGCCGCACCUGUCUACCACAGACCUACCGCCGCGAAGGUGUCUCAUACCCCGAUACCCCUGGGAGGCAACGCGGUUUCCUUUGUCCUUACAACGACUGUGUCGAAGAGCAUGUCCUGGCAGACUGCAGCAUCGAUGUCACCCUGUCGAAACUUAUGGAGGCUAUCGCCGAUCUCGUGCGCCAACACAUUCAGCUCGCUGGCGACAGACAAACAUACAUGGAAGAGGUGGUAAAACAGGACGAGGUACUUGGUCCCGUGACAUCAGUAGAUUUGGACAAGGACAGCCCUCGGUGCUGGACCAUGCCUGGAGCCCGUCUAGUUGCUACAUACAACCUUGCAGGGACCGGCAUUCUUGGAUACAAGACCGAGGUCGUGUAUACAGACCUGCCCGAAACACUCGAGGCUGCACAAAAAACAGACCAAGAACUCUUGGUACAACUGCUUGACACGGCGCAGAAGGAGGUUGAUUGCCAGGUCUGCUACAACAUAAUGUACGACCCCGUCACAACGGCUUGCGGACAUACCCUCUGUCGCAAGUGCCUGGCUCGUACACUCGAUCACUCGACUCACUGCCCUGUCUGUCGACGUUCUGUCAUCACCCCACCCUCGUUGCUCAAAUAUCCGAGCAACAAAACCUUGGUCAGUCUUCUCGAGGGACUUGUUCCGGAAAUUGUCUCUGCUCGUGCUCAAGCUGCCGCCUUGGAAGACGCUAUUGCUCUUCCUGAAUUUGAUACUCCUUUGUUUGUGUGCACGCUUGGUUUUCCAGGAUGCCCCACCUUUUUGCGCAUAUUCGAGCCGAGGUAUCGACUGAUGAUCAGACGUGCUAUGGAAGGAAACCGACAAUUUGGCAUGGUCACGUACAAUCGCCAUGGGGUACCACAAGAAGAGUUGGGCAUCACCCAGUUUCUUGCAUAUGGUGUCAUGCUCCACAUCGAGAACGUGCAGAUGCUUCCAGAUGGACAGAGUAUUGUCGAAACCAGAGGCAUGUACCGUUUCCGUGUGAAAGAACAUGGCACUUUGGAUGGUUACACGGUCGGUAGAGUUGAACGUGUCGAAGAUGUUUCUCUGCAGGAAGAAGAGCGUUUAGAGGCUGAGGAAACUUCGCAACCUCCUGCUGCCGAGAACGACAUCGAAGGCCAAGUCAGCAGAAUGUCGACUCGCGAACUUCUCAUGCUCGGACUUGACUUUAUCCUUGUCAUGCAAGGUCGAAGUGCACCUUGGCUACAUCAACGCAUUCUCGAAGCCUAUGGCGGCCCGCCGGACGACGCCGCUCUAUUCCCGUUUUGGUUUGCCAGCAUCCUACCUAUCAGCGAGGACUGGAAGUAUCAUCUGAUGCAGACCACAAGUGUACGAUCAAGACUCAAGAUUACGGCUCUUUGGGUCAAGCAUAUGCAGACCCAACGAUGGUACCAAAACAACGUGUGCACAGUCUUAUGA